Messenger RNA from Aspergillus candidus, 1815 nucleotides. Its product is annotated as putative R3H domain protein. Gene Ontology annotation, cellular component: cytoplasm; nucleus. NCBI's taxonomy places the organism in Eukaryota, Fungi, Ascomycota, Eurotiomycetes, Eurotiales, Aspergillaceae. Gene Ontology annotation, molecular function: mRNA binding. The record is from RefSeq and is a predicted model, not a curated record. The coding region runs from base 1 to 1815 and encodes 604 amino acids. The transcript is spliced from 3 exons.
AUGAGCUAUCAGCAAGCGCCGGAUAUGUAUCACGACAACUCCGCUGCGCGUUCGCCUGGCUCGCAGCGUCAUCAGCAGCCUCUCCACCGCCAGCCGUCGCGACAGUUCGACGCGUACGGCCCCAUGCCCGUGAACCUGUACGAGGACCCCAUGGCUCGCUACGACACCGGUCGCCUGGAACGCCUGAACCCGUCGCUGCAGAAUCCUUCUUAUGCGUAUGACCUGGCUGGCUCGCAAACUUGGAACCCGAAUGGAUUUGCCAAUGCCCAGUCGCUCGGCGGCAUCCGGUCGGCCUCCGCCAGCCUGAAAACCUCUCGCACGGGCCGGGCGGCUCUCCCCACGACUUGGCUCGACCAGCAGCCGGGCAUCCCGAGCCCCUUUUCCAACCUCGGUCCCGGCCCUCUCCAGGGCGGCGCGAUUCGUUCCGAACCCACUGGCGCGUCGGAAGUGGACGAUGAGCUGAUUCCCACCGCCAUCGUCAUCAAGAAUAUCCCGUUUGCGGUCAAGAAGGAGCAGCUGGUCCAGCUGAUGACGGAGUUGAGCCUGCCCUUGCCCUACGCGUUCAACUACCACUUUGACAACGGUGUCUUUCGGGGACUGGCCUUUGCCAACUUUACGUCGGCCGAGGAGACGGCGACUGUGAUUGAGGUCCUCAACCAUUUCGAGCUCCAGGGACGCAAGUUGCGCGUCGAGUACAAGAAGAUGCUCCCCCUCCAGGAGCGCGAGCGCAUCGAACGGGAGAAGCGGGAACGUCGCGGGCAGUUGGAGGAACAGCACCGCCCCAUGGCUGGCUCCCAGCUCCAGACCCAGAGUUCCAUGUCUUCGUUGGCUUCCCACAUCCCUGCGACAUCGCCCUCGCCCGUCUCGCAGCGUGGGCAAAAGCUAGAUGUCGACUUGAAUGACACCCAGACGCUUCAGUACUAUUCGCAGCUUCUCCUUUUCAAGGAGGAUGUUGGUCGCGACUCCUUGCUUCUCCCCGCGAACCUUACCCCCGUCCAGCGUCGCACGGUGCACACUCUUGCCCACAAUAUGGGUCUGGGACAUGCCUCCCGGGGAUCGGGAGAGCAGCGGCAGGUGCAGGUGUUCCGGGUCUCUCCCGGCACCAAUGUGAGCCCGCCCAUGACCUCGAUCCCUGCGGCGGUCCAGCCUCCGGAUUCGGGUCGGCGCGCACUGAACCGCGCUGCGACGAUCGACUUCAGUGAAGCCCGCAACGAAGCCCCGGGCCCCUACAACUCUCUCCGUGGGCAGGCGUCGGGUUUCCUGGGCGUUCUGGACUCCCCUGGUAACUAUACAAAUGCGCAGAACCUCCGAGCCGCCAAAUCCUUCGCCGAUCUGCGUUCGUACACCCCGUCGCCCGUCCCUUCCUCCGCCAGCUUUCCCACGGCAAUGCAAUCGAACGGCGCCCGCCUCCAACAGUAUGACGGUGUCACCAGCGGCGCCUCCAACACUCCGACCCUGACGCCCGCGCCAUCGGGCUCUUCGCUGGGUAUGCAGCGGGAUGACAAUCUGUUGAACAGCCUUGGCGGCCUGUCGCUUGGAACGGGGAUUGCGGGGCAGAAUUCGAGCCCGAGGAGAUUGCGGGGUAUGUUCUCUUGGGAGCAGCCGGAAAGCCAACCUUCCAGUGCUGGCCCCAUUGGUAGUAACCGAUCCAUGGGAGUGGGAUUUGACGGUCAGUCACAGGAGCGCAUGCCAAUUAGACAACCCCGAGGCCCUAUUUCCGACAAGGGCGCAGGAUUUCGACGACAGAAUGGACACCAAUCGCACGGCAGUGAUGAGUUGCGGACCAACUCUGGUGUCGAGAUCAUUGUGGAGUAA